Molecule: messenger RNA, 2354 nt
Organism: Vollenhovia emeryi
Lineage: Eukaryota; Metazoa; Arthropoda; Insecta; Hymenoptera; Formicidae
Product: baculoviral IAP repeat-containing protein 7-B-like
Exons: 3
Biological process (GO): negative regulation of apoptotic process; regulation of cell cycle
Cellular component (GO): nucleus; cytoplasm; spindle microtubule
Molecular function (GO): cysteine-type endopeptidase inhibitor activity involved in apoptotic process
Source: RefSeq, a predicted model, not a curated record
CCAGGCAUGGCCUCUUGAUGUUCUGUGUGUUCAGGUUUGACCGUGGUCUCGGUCAGUUGCGCCUUUUGUUCGAGUUGGAAAACCUUGCGUGACGAGUAGUGUCGCGUGUUCAGGAAGCUUAGCUCGUCUGAAAGUCGAGUUGAGUGCAGGUCCAUAGAAGCACAUCCCCACACACAUAUUACAAGAAUGACUGGUGUGAUCGAACGCGAUUCUAUGCUUCCACCGGAAUCCGAUGAUUAUCGAUUUGAAGUUGCCCGUUUGGCGACCUUCAAGAACUGGCCAUGUUCGUGGGUAAAGCCAGAGGCACUCGCGGCCGCUGGGUUUUAUUACACUGGCAAAAGCGACAUGGUGAGGUGUUUUGAGUGUCACUUAGGGAUAUGGGAAUGGCAAGCGGGCUCCAAUCCGAUGGAGGGUCAUAAACUUGGGCCCGCAAGGUGUAAGUUUAUUCAGGAUAUUCCGUGCGGCAACGUGCCGAUCGGCGCGGAUCCUAGCACGAUUCCGGAACCGGAGCCUAAAGAAGAUGACGAAUGUGGCUGGCACGUGUGUCUUUACGUUAUGAUAGACAGGGGUGGGCCUUAUUCUGGCCCAGACCACGAAGGGACAGAAGAAGAAAAAGUGAAGCACAUGUAUGAAUCGCCAGGGCUUGCCUUGAAACCUCAGCAUCCCUUGUAUGCUAAUUAUGCUAUCAGAUUAGCUUCCUUCGACAGAUGGCCUAUAGCAUUGUCGCAAACUAAAGAGUCACUGGCAACCGCUGGUUUCUUCUACACAGGAAGUGGUGAUCAAACGUCGUGCUUUCACUGCGGCGGAGAAUUGAGGGAUUGGAAGCCGCAAGAUGACCCCUGAAUAGAGCACGCCAAGUGGUUCGAACACUGUUCUUAUCUGGUUUUAAUUAAAGGGACGGCAUUUGUGAGCAACAUCACUGGGGGAGAGUAUAUCGCGACAGAAAACUCAGUUACUCGGUUGAAUGAGAAAGUUGAGAAACUUUCUCUGAUGAAUACUGAGAGUAUUGCUAGCGGAAGCUCUCAAAACUCAACGACAUCUGAAGAAGCUAAUACUACAGAAGAGAGUGCUGUAUCAGGUGAGACCAGAAGCGAAGAACAAUCUAUCGAAGGUAACAAACCGUACUAUAAGGACGCAAAAUUAUGCAAAAUAUGCUAGGAUAGAGAGAUACGGAUCGUGUUUGUACCGUGCGGACAUUUAUUGGCAUGCGCGGAGUGUGCGAAAAAUUUGAGAAUAUGCGGCGUAUGUCGUAAGCCUGUUGAACGUACUGUACAAGUGUACUUCCCAUAGUGUCCUUAUCCGUGUGAUACAUCUGCAAAUUUUGCCCCCAAACUUUCUACUUCGUCAUUAUAAAGACUGAUAUUUGGACGCAAAACUGAAUGAUAUGACUCGUGUAGCACACCGAUCGGCAGGUACAAACUAUGCAAUGUUAAAGCUCUCGUUAAUGAAACACUAGCUUCACGGUUGUCAUGGUCUCAAUAGAACGGAUAUUCUGUUGUAAUACUAAGAAAUCGUGAAUGUAAUUUGUAAUCGUUGUACGAGUAAUAGAUGUUCCUAUAUUCAAAUUAUAUAUGUAUAUGGCUAUGUAACCGAUAUUGCAAAAAUUGUUAGUGUGUGAAACACGUAUGGCAUAUCACAAAUUUUCAUAUUUGAACUAUUAAAUGGCGCAAAUACAGGAAAUCGUUAAAAUCAGAACAGAUAGAUUGUACCUGCAACGGAAUGUUGCUAUUUGAAUGUUUUUGAGUUUAUAUUGUUGUUCACAAACGCGAUAUUUGCUGAAAAGAAUGCGCUGAGACGGUGAGAUAAAAACAAAGCGACCAUUGUAGGAGUACAAAUAGCAACACAACGCACGGAGUCUAGUCAUUUUUAGUUUAUAAUUCAUUUUUUUAUAAUUUUUUUAUUUUAUUUUACAUACAUAUUUUAUUUAGUUUAUAAUUUCGUAUGUAGAAUUCGAUAUACGUGUCUAUGGUAAAGAAACGAAAGGCCCCUUUACAUAAACCGUCUAGCUGGGAGAAGGUCGAUAAAGUCCAGAUCGUGAUUCUUGACGCGCAAAUAUUUGUAUCAAUAUACAUAUUGUUUCUAAAAUAAUCGUCGAACGUUUCGAUCCGUAUUGAAUCUUCCUUAAUGACAAAGUGAGGAGUAAUAUAUUUUAAUGCAAAUAUUUUCGUAUCGAAUAUUUGUGGACUGACUUUAUUAUCCUUUCUAUAAAUUAAUAAAGAAUUUCAAUUUGCCAGUCUUUUCCUAAUUUUUGUAACCUGUUAGGCAUACUUUGUUGUACUUUAUACAUAUUAAUGUACUGCAAAUUAUUAAACGCAUUAUUGUCUGUAAGUGUAAGAUAUUGUAACCUUAACAAA